GGAUGGUUCUUGUUGGGAAAACUGGAUCAGGAAAGAGCUCCAGUGGAAACACCAUGCUGGGAAGAGACGCCUUUGGUUCAGCUGUCAGUUACUUCUCAGUCACCAGACAGUGCUGUAAGCAGACAGGCGAAGUGUUGGACAGGCAGCUGACCAUCGUCGACACUCCCGGACUCUUCGACACUUCACAGCCUGAUGAAACUGUGGAGAGAGAGAUCUCCAAAUGCAUCAACAUGUCGGCCCCGGGGCCCCACGCCAUCCUGCUGGUCAUCAAACUGGGGCCUUUCACAGAGGAGGAAAGAGAAGCCGUCUGGAAGGUGGAAGAGGUCUUUGGAGAAGAUGCCUGGAAGUACACCAUCAUCCUCUUCACACACGGAGACAAAGUCACGGCAGACUUCAAACAGAUGGAGGAAGAGGCUGGACCCGAGCUGCAGAAGGUCCUGGAGAAGGUGGAGAACAGGUAUCACAUCUUCAACAAUCUCAAGAUCAACGAUCGUGGACAGGUCCUGGGUCUGUUAAAGAAGGUAGACGAGAUGGUUGAGGCCAACGGAGGACAGUUUUACUCCAACUACACCUACAAGGAGGUGGUGGAGAUGCUGAGUCAGAGAGAGGCCGAACUCAGAGAGUUCUACGAGAAGAAACUGGAGGAAGAAAUCAAAUCUGUCGAGUUAAAGUACGAGAAGAAGCUGAGUGAAGCUCAACAGGAGCAACAAAACGUGGAGAAACAACUGCAGGAAGAGCUGGAGGAAGUGAGGCGUUAUUAUCGUGCUUUAGAGAGCGGAGUCCGUCAUGUCGUAGAGCAGACGGUGCAAAAAGACUCUCUCAGUGAGGUUCUUUCCCAGUUUCCUGAGAAGCUGAAACUGAAUUUACAAUCUUAA
Messenger RNA from Perca flavescens (yellow perch), 875 nucleotides. RefSeq names its product GTPase IMAP family member 7. The transcript has 2 exons. Gene Ontology annotation, molecular function: GTP binding. The record is from RefSeq and is a predicted model, not a curated record. Bases 3 to 875 code for a protein of 290 amino acids. NCBI's taxonomy places the organism in Eukaryota, Metazoa, Chordata, Actinopteri, Perciformes, Percidae.